Molecule: messenger RNA, 1245 nt
Organism: Trichoderma citrinoviride
Lineage: Eukaryota; Fungi; Ascomycota; Sordariomycetes; Hypocreales; Hypocreaceae
Exons: 4
Coding region: 1-1245 (414 amino acids)
Source: RefSeq, a predicted model, not a curated record
AUGCUGCGGCGCGCAGCGGUCGUUUCGCGACACGCAAACCUCUUGUCAAUCGCCUCUCCUCGUCUCCCCGCCCAUCGCAUUCCCUCCAUCAGCCGACAGAUCUCUUUCCUACCAUGGCGGAGUAGGCCAGCGCCGGAGGGGCUUCCGGUGUACUUUGCCAAGCCCAUUGUUCCGCCCAAGCCAGGUGCCUUUCGGCGUCGCUUGAACCGAGCCGUCUUCACCUGCAUCGCAGCAUAUGCCUGUUGGCAAAUCUUCGCGACCGUUGUCUUCGACCCGCUACUAGACUGGGCAGAUCACGAGUGGGAGGCGUUGUCAGAGAAGGAAAAGAAAGAGAUGGAAGAUAUGGCAGACGAGGACGAGCCCAUCUUGUUCCUCCCAUUCCCUUUCACGACGAAGGAGGUCAGGCAGCCACCGUACAAAGGCUCUGAUCCCGAGUGGGCGACAUUUAUCGCUGUGAACAAAGAUCAACAGUUACAAAAGGACAUCAAAAUGGGACUCGCGGAACUGAUCCGCCGAGGGGUUGAACGGAACCCUGCAUAUGUUCAGCUUCUGGGUGGUCGCGAUAUCAAACUGAAGAAACUGUGGCUGGAUAUCAUAUACCCACCUGCGCCACCGCCCAAGCAUUAUGUUUCUGGCAUCAUCAUUGAUGAUGACGGCAUCUUCUGGGGUGAUCGACCAAUGGACUCGCUGGCUGCCAACCACCUCAAUAUGGCAAUCUAUCCGAAAGCAGUGGCAUUAUCCGUAUGGGCGUUUCUGAAGUCAUUGGCCGGGCAGACGGCUCAAGAUAUUGGCAAAGCCCUGGGGUUCAAUACGCCACCGCCACCCGAGGCCACAUGGCAGGCUGCCAUCCUCAACCGUAUCAAGGAACAGGGAGAACUCGGCACAACUGGCAAACAAACGGUCAAGGUUCCUGGGCAGCCGGACAAGUCCAACUUUCCGGUCCACACCGGCAUCAGCGAGAUUCCCGGCACACCGUUCAGUGGCGUAAGCCAGGUCGAUCCCCGAAUUCAGGCGGCUCUUCAGGCGGCUACCGUCACGUUUACGAAGAACUGGCAGACUCCGAAGCAGCCGCCCAGCAGGGGAUGUAUCAGGGUUGACGGGCUCGUAGAGUUGCAGGGAAAGUCUGCAGUCAUGGCCGUAUACGUCCUGGGAUGGUACGACCCCAAACAGCGAAAGUACAUGGGCGUUCAGACCGGUUUGAAGCACCUGAUACAACUGAAGCAAAGGCCAGCGGGUGGCGGCUAG